Messenger RNA from Haemonchus placei, 357 nucleotides. The record is from the annotation of a GenBank genome assembly. NCBI's taxonomy places the organism in Eukaryota, Metazoa, Nematoda, Chromadorea, Rhabditida, Trichostrongylidae.
AUGUCAAAAGAAUUAUGGCCAGAGCUGUUGACCGUCGAGCGAACACCAUUUAUUGCGCUGUUGGCGAGUGGAGCCAGCCAGCCACAGCCGUCUCUGACUGAGUGCAGCCUACGAAGCAUUAAUCAUCGGGCCGAAGACCUGCCGCCGCCGCUGCCGCUGCCGGCGCCGCCAUCGCCGCCGCCGCAGCCAUCGCCGACGCCAACGCCAGCGCUGACGCCACGAUGCACACUCGAUCACUCGACACCCGAAUCCUUCCAACAACGUUCACGACCAUCACACAGACUGAAUGACGACGAACUGACAACCAGACCUGGGCCACCCAUUCAGUUCCCUACAGCAUAUGUGAGUUCUAUUUGA